AUGGUUAUGCAACGCCAAACCAACCCCAAACCAUGGGGCACGCUGGGGGACCUUUUGCUCGCCUCCGCCGUCAACCGCCACGGGACCGCCAGUUGGGACUCCGUCGCCAUGGAACUACACAAUAGAUUCUCUCAAUCCCCUUCCUCUCUUACUCCCCAAGAUUGUAGGAACAAGUUCUACGACCUCAAGCGCCGUUUUCUCUCCCAAAACCUCCACGAUUCUGAUUCUUCCUCCCUCUUGCCUAUGCUUGACGAGUUGAGAAAGAUUCGGGUCGAAGAGCUCCGUCGCGAUGUUCAACGUCGGGAUGCCUUGAUCGUGUCAUUGGAAAUGAAGGUGAAGCGGUUGGAGGAGGAGAGGGACCCCAGUUUCCACGAACCUCAUGGCGGACCGGAUCCGGACGCCGACGCCGACGCCGUAAAAACGAAUCUCCGCCCUCAAAACCCGACCGCCUCCGAAGACGACUCCGACAAUCGCAAGAACAUUCGAUCUCCCAACGAAUCCAAUUCGACGAGUAAAAAAUACGAGGUUCGACAGAACGGCGUCGUUCAGGAGAACCAGAUACCCGAAUCAGUCAAAAUUUCAAAGAUCACGGGAACCGGGCCGCCCCGAACCGGUGAUAAACCGGGGAAGGAAUGGUCAUUCAACGGCGCAGCAGGGGAGCCAGAGCCGGAAAGAGAAAAGAACUCGGUGGCGGGGGGAGGAUAUAAAGAAAGAAAUUGGAGGAGUUCGAGAAGGAGUCAAACGGCGGUGGGCGAUUCGAACGAAGCGUGGGAAUCGGUGAGCGAGUCGAAGCAAGAAGGGAGAGACGGGGCUGUGUCGAAGCAACAAAGUAGCGACGUGCAGAGCUCAGGCAGUUUGUCUCAGAGGAAACGGUGUCGUAACAGCAGCGGCGAAGAGCCCGAGGUGUCUCCCGCCAAGCCCAAGCCCAAGCCCAAGCCCAAGCCGUCAGCCGUCAAAUCUGAAGCGUUGCUCAAAUUUCUCGAGAUCAUUCGCUCCCAUCGGCUUGGCUCUGCCUUCGAGCGCCGCGUACGGAGCCAGGAAUCGGAUAGAUACAUAAACUUGAUUCGCCAACACAUCGACCUGAGAACGAUUCGCGCUCGAGUGGUUAAAGGCGCGUAUGCGGAUUCAUUUCACCUUUUCUUCCGAGAUCUCCUCCUCCUUUUCAAUAACGCCAUCAUUUUCUUCCACACAACUUCCCCCGAAAACGAUGCAGCGGUUAAGCUUCGGGCUCUCGUGUUGGAAGAGAUGAAUGACAAAGCACGAAAGCCCCAACCCACAGUCGCCAAAUCAAAACCCACCAAGCCAUGUACUACUGCAAUGGUGGGGUGUCGUAAAAGCGACUCCGUUGCGGCGGUAUGGGAUGUGGGUGGCAAAAAGGCGGAGAAGAAAUCAAGGGAGAUUAAAGGGAAAUCGGAGGUUGGUGAUUGUGUGGAGAUAAAAAUAUACGAGAAGGGUGGAUGGAAGAAGGGUUUGAAUGGGAGGAAAAAGAAUGGGGAAGUGAAGCACGAAUACGGGGGGAACGAACUUAGCUCUCACGAUGGGAUGGAGGUUGGAAUGGAAAAGAAAGAGCGAGUGAGGAAGAAGAAGAUGAAGAAGAAGCAAGGGGCUGUAAGGUUUUUGAAGAGAAUGAAGCAGAAUUGUUGUGAGAGUUUAAAAGAAGAAGAAGAAGGCGACGACGAAGAAGAGAGGAAGAAGGAAGGGAUAAAAAGAGAGAAGGUGAGAGGGAAGAGAGGGGUGGGGAGACCGGCGAAGAAAGGUGAAAGAGUGAAAGUGAAGAGGGAGGAGUGUUGA
Molecule: messenger RNA, 1791 nt
Organism: Cucurbita maxima (winter squash)
Lineage: Eukaryota; Viridiplantae; Streptophyta; Magnoliopsida; Cucurbitales; Cucurbitaceae
Exons: 3
Coding region: 1-1791 (596 amino acids)
Molecular function (GO): protein binding
Source: RefSeq, a predicted model, not a curated record